Molecule: messenger RNA, 1543 nt
Organism: Acipenser ruthenus (sterlet)
Lineage: Eukaryota; Metazoa; Chordata; Actinopteri; Acipenseriformes; Acipenseridae
Exons: 3
Coding region: 398-1543 (381 amino acids)
Source: RefSeq, a predicted model, not a curated record
UUAGAUGCGCUACAAAUAAAAAAUGUGUGCCAGAAAUGACGUAAGAGCACUUCCGGGUCUAAAACAGGAAGUUUUCACAAGAUUAACUGACUUGUUCCGCUUACUUUUUCAACCACAAUUUUAGCACAAUGUUAAUGGGUAUAUUUGCAAUUGUUUUGUUACAAAAUCUUGCACACUGGUACAGUAUAUGAAUUUUAAAAAAUCAUCACAAGGCUAACAGUAAUUAUAUACCCUAUAUAAUGUAAACAGUAGGAGGGACUUUGUAAUGUGCUUUAGUAUAUGAGGCUCUUACAUGAUUUAACAGGAGUUACCAGUUAAUAUAUUUUACAAUCCUUUCUGUGCUUUUAGAUGAAUUUCUAGUUAAGCUACAGAAGGUCAAUCGGAUCUGAAGAUAAAGAUGUCAAGUCUUAUUGCCCAUUAUUUUGACCAGGGGCAUUCUUAUGAUGCAGUUUUGGCUUUUCUUUCCGAGCUCCAUGGCAUUCAUCUCAGCAUGCGAACCCUGAAAUACAAAUUAAAGAAACAGGGACUUAGCAGACGAUUAAACUAUGCAUCCCAAAGAGACACCAUAGCCGCAAUUAGAAAUGAGCUAAGAGGUCCUGGGGUGUUAUUUGGGUACAGAACGAAGUGGCAAGUGCUGAAACAGAAAUACAGGCUAAAUGUAAAAAGAGAGACAGUGAUGAGAGUACUUCCACAGCUAAACCCUAGAGGACACCAAUCAAGAACAGUAAGGCGAUUCGUUCGAAGAGUGUACCACUCACUAGGUCCAAACUACAUUUGGCAUGUGGAUGGCUAUGAUAAGCUGAAACCUUUUGGAUUUGCGAUUAGUGGCUGCAUUGAUGGCUUCUCUCGUCGCCUAAUGUGGUUAACAAGUGGACCAACCAACAACAAUCCAGCUGUCAUAGCUAAUAACUAUGUCAACUGUGUAGUGUCCAACAAAAUUAUUCCAAUGAGACUCCGAACGGACUGCGGAACUGAAAAUGGUACCAUGGCAGCAAUUCAAGCUAUGCUGAGAAGACAUCAUAAUGAUUACCAUGCUGGAAACAGAAGUCAUCUGUAUGGCUCCUCCAUGUCAAAUCAAAGAAUUGAAAGUUGGUGGUCAAUUUUCAGGAAAGGAAGAGCUCAGUUUUGGAUGGAUCUCUUUGGAGACAUUCGUGACUUUGGGCUAUUCAAUGGGAGUCACGAACACCAGUGCCUGCUUCGCUACUGUUUUAUGAAUAUACUUCAGACUGACUUUAAUGAAUGCACUUCCCUUUGGAAUCUCCAUCGAAUUAGACCUUCACGGAUGUCACUCUGUCCCGGGGGCAUACCAAAUGAAAUGUACAGAUUGCCGCAAAGAUUUGGAGCCCGAGAUUGUGGAUUCCCAUUGGAUGUACAGGAGCUGCAACAGCUGUCAGAAAAUUACGGAACAGUCAACAUUUGCGGAGAUGAGGCAAUUUACUUUUAUUUGAAUAAUGUUAUUCAACAGUGCAGACUUCCACAGGCAGAAAAUGUAGAAGCAGCUCUGGAAAAUUACAUACAGCUAAAAGAAAUGUCUGGCAUGUAA